UUGAUUUCCUACUACAAGAGGCACCAGAAUGAAGUAACUGUGGAUGGAAUUUUCGGCCCACUGAUACUCCAACACACUGUUCGCAGAAUUUUGGAUGUUCAUUCAUACCCGUGGACGCUCCAAAAUCAGUUGUCUUACCAACUAGAAUCCCUUGAUUCUGUCAUUUCAUCUGCACUUCCAGCAAUCAAACAGAAGGACGAAGUUUACUUUGAAAAGCUUAGCCCGGUUUUACAGCUCGAUUGGAGUCCUAAGUUUCCAUCUGUCUUUUCUGUUUCUGAAUCCUAUGAACAGUGGGCCUCCCCAGUUAAUGGUGUAUUCACCGAAGAUGUCAGUGAUAACUGCUUGCAUGAGCUGUUCAAGUUGAAUUUAACGGAGCAGCGUUGCCAUCUUUCAGUCGCAUGCAAAUCUGCACUCCUCACACGUAACCUGGGUGGCUACGAAGCUACUCACACGGUGCUUUAUCUUACCGUUAUUGAACUGCUCGACUGCCAAAAUAUUGUCAAUGGACAAUUCCUUGAAUAUGGGACAAGCGUGCAUUCCUUGAUAAUCGACCGAUGUGCCGAAAUAUACUCGUCCUUUAGAGCACUGCUUCGGGACGAUGCCUCCUCCAUCUACGAUAAGCGUGAUCUUUUGUUGGAGCAAAUUUUCAUCUGUGGCUUCCGAGGUUUUGAUAAAUUUAUCGAACUGCCUCUGUUAGACACUAUAAAAUCCUGGCAAGAUCCGUCAGGUUGUUUUGGUGGGAUUGACCCUAACACGCGCGCAACAGCUAAUAGCGGCAGGACACUUCUAUUGGAAGAACAACUUGCAGAUGGCUGCCUCACGCAUUUAACAUCAGUUGCAACUGCAGCACUCGCCGUAUACCUUAACUACUUCCUGCGUCCAUUCGACAUUUCGGGGGAAAAUGCCAUUAUACUGAGACUGCUUGAAAUGUAUUAUCUAGUCCAAGGGAAUACGACAGUGCCACCUCUGCUAGCGGACACACAACCAGAACAGCCCUCGGAACCUAAACAAAGAUGGGUUCCAUCCGUCGAUGCAGACUUAAUUUUUGAGCUUGGUGAACCUCAUGGACUGUUUGGACUCAUGGCACAUCGGUAUCUUCCAUUUAGUCCGGUGCUACGACGUGAAGUUUCCAUAAAGACGGCACAGUUCAAUGUGUUGUGGUAUUUUAUGGGUUCUGUCAUACUUUCUCUAUUAUUCCUGACCCUCGCUAUCCAUCUGUACCGACGCCUAUCUAAGAUUUCA
Molecule: messenger RNA, 1242 nt
Organism: Opisthorchis viverrini
Lineage: Eukaryota; Metazoa; Platyhelminthes; Trematoda; Opisthorchiida; Opisthorchiidae
Exons: 6
Cellular component (GO): cytosol; membrane
Source: RefSeq, a predicted model, not a curated record